AAAGCGUCGAUUUUUCCCCGCCUUGUUCCUCCGGCGAGAGAAUUACUGCCGACGGCUGUGGUUGUUUGUUCCGUUUUCUGGGAUUUUCUUCUGUUUUCUGUUCGUUGUUCGACAGCAUGAAGAAGAAACUUGACACUCGUUUCCCUGCGGCAAGUUUCUCUUUUAAUAAUCAUACUCUUUCUGGGUUGCUUUGGUUAUCUUGUUCAUUAGCUGAUUGUGCCUUUUUAUUGGCUAGGAUAAAGAAGAUUAUGCAAGCUGAUGAAGAUGUUGGAAAGAUUGCUAUGGCUGUGCCUCUACUUGUCUCUAAAGCUUUGGAGCUCUUUCUGCAAAAUCUCUGUGAUCAAACUGCUGUGGAUGCUGUGAUGGUGGAUGGAGUCAACUGCAAGGAGACUGCAUUCUCCCAUGUAGUCUUCUCUCGUUUCUGUACUUUAUUAUUUGUUGUGGUUCCUGAUCUUGGUGGUUCUGAUGCUGCUGAUGAGGACCAUUCUGUUUGCAAAAGAAGGAAGGUUGUUGAUGAUGACAACAGUGACUCUGAUAAUAAGCCCAAGAGGAGCAGAGUGGACGCAACUAGCAACAAUAAGAGAAGUAGAAAUGGAAGGGGAAGGGGCAGAGUUAGAGAUCAUGGUCGGGGCAGAGUUAGAGAUCAUGGUCAGGGCAGAGGGAGAAGAACAGUGGAAAGAGAGAGAGUUCCACCGCAUGAAAAGUUUGAAGAUGAAUCAAACAUUUCUUACCAGCAAGAAACCAAUGAUCUAGACCUUCACAGGCUGGAUAACGAGAGGGAGCUUGAUGAGUCAAAAGAGAGUGUUCAAGCUAACAAUAGUUUGCAGGCCUCAGUUCGAAGUUUAGACCUCAAUGUUGGGUUGGAUGAGAAUGGGUACUCGAUCAUCCCAGUUGCCGCCCCUCCUUGUCCAAUCAAGAAGACCAUCCCUGAAUUUAAGCAUGAAGAAUACCCAGUUGGCCCUUCUCUGAGAUUGACAAGAUGGGCAUAGAUCCUACUCAACUCGCCGACUUCAGUUGGAGAAUAGAUGAGGAAGAUUACGAUGAAUGAAUUCGAUGGGAAUUUUAUCUCAUAAUUUUGAAGUUCUUUUCUAACCCAAGAACAGAGUAGAAAUUUAAGGUAAUACAUAAUGUAGGAACUAGUAAAAUUAGGCCUUCAGGGGGGGAAAGUUGGUAUUUAAAUCAGUAUUCUAGAUUGAUCUGACACUGGGAGUAUUUUCUUUUGAAUUUUUGAGAAAUCUGUAAAGUUCCUACUUUUUGAUUAGCAGAUUGGACAUAGGAAAUUAGUGAAAAUUGAAAAGCCUGCAAUUAAACUCCAUACCCUUUUUUCUAUGACAUGGCCUCUGAGCAUGUAACUGGCAUUUGCUCUAGACAAGGCUUCCCAGCUGUUUUCAGUCCAAAUAGUGUGAAGGAAUCAAAGAUGAUGCUGGAUGCAGAUUACACCAAUAUUGGGUAUAUUUACAGAUGAUGAUCAACAGUCGAUGCAAAAGUGUUAAAAUUGUGUGGCUGCUAAAAGAAACAAGAACAGAGUUGUGGUUCCUAUUAUUAUUUUGUGCUUAGAGGCAAGGAGAAACUCUAUGUAAAGAGAAGUUUUCUUCUCAGAUCACUUCAGGGCAUCAAGCAUUUCUUC
This is a messenger RNA of Rubroshorea leprosula, 1627 nucleotides long. NCBI's taxonomy places the organism in Eukaryota, Viridiplantae, Streptophyta, Magnoliopsida, Malvales, Dipterocarpaceae. The record is from the annotation of a GenBank genome assembly.